AUGCUAAAACGAUUAGGAUUUUUAUGCAUGAAAAUGCAUUCCAAUUUGGAAUGUUCAUUACAACCAUCAAUUUCGUUGUUGCAAAUUUCUCAAAGGUAUCGUGGAACGUUGUAUCCUGGUACCAAUAUUUCGGUUGAAGAAGCUUGGAAACGACGAAUACAACUUCGACAACCAAAACUACAAUGUGAUGAAGAGGUACAACCAAAAUUGUAUUAUGCACCUGAGUGGGAUUUGGAGAAAAGACAUGAUGGUGAAGAAGGUGAAGCACAUCCUAUGAUUGGUCAAGAUGUAAUGACCCCUGAAAAAUGGAACUACUAUAAUAAAGUUGUUUGGCCACCAAAUUAUGUUAGUCCUGAAACCGGUUUGCCACUUCUGCGGCAAGUUUACUACUGUCGUGAAUCAGUUCAUUGUAGUCCCAAAAGAAUGUUUAUGGCUUGUCAUUUAGUUUGGCGUUUGAAUGUUGAUGAAGCAUUGGAGCAGUUAAAAUUACAGCGUAAAAAGGCAUGCAUGAUUUUAAGGCAAGUUCUUACUGAAGCAAAAAAGAAGGCAUCGGAAGAAUUUCACGUUGAAUUUCCAUCAGAUAUGCAUGUUGCGGAAGCAUUCCCAGUUCAAUGUCAAAUUGUCAAAGGUUAUAGACGCCAUGCACGUGAACGUAUCACUGUCACGAGAUAUCGAUAUAUCAAUAUUUUCGUAAGACUCGAGGAAGGUGAUGGACCACCAAUGACAAAGAGAUGGGAGCCGAAGAACGGUUGGGAUAAAAUGAAGGAUUAUUAUAAAUAUUUGAGAGGACGCUGCAUAGAAUAUAGCAUUUAA
Brugia malayi is the source of this 813-nucleotide messenger RNA. It is a transcript of the gene Bma-mrpl-22, whose product is annotated as RE06857p, putative. The transcript is spliced from 5 exons. Gene Ontology annotation, biological process: translation; ribosome assembly. The record is from RefSeq and is a predicted model, not a curated record. The coding region runs from base 1 to 813 and encodes 270 amino acids. Gene Ontology annotation, cellular component: mitochondrial large ribosomal subunit; ribosome. NCBI's taxonomy places the organism in Eukaryota, Metazoa, Nematoda, Chromadorea, Rhabditida, Onchocercidae. Gene Ontology annotation, molecular function: structural constituent of ribosome.